Molecule: messenger RNA, 1623 nt
Organism: Meyerozyma guilliermondii ATCC 6260
Lineage: Eukaryota; Fungi; Ascomycota; Pichiomycetes; Serinales; Debaryomycetaceae
Exons: 1
Coding region: 1-1623 (540 amino acids)
Biological process (GO): translational initiation; formation of translation preinitiation complex
Molecular function (GO): translation initiation factor activity
Source: RefSeq, a predicted model, not a curated record
AUGUGGAGGUGCAAAUUUUUGCCUAUGACAACGAAGCAAGCGACUUUCAAAAGCCCUCAAGGCAUUAGUGGAACCAUAUACCGAGAUGAAAACGAGACGCCGACAUGGUUUCGUCCCCGAGGAGGCAAGAUUCAUCCCUCUGUAUUCACAUUGUGGAAAUUUCCGCUAUUACCUACGGUAAUGACUCAUCCUCAUGUCAUCGAUGUUCUCCAAAAUGGUGCUGAUUUAAUGCUUCCGGGAACCAUACCGCCUUUUGAUUCUCGAUGCUCCAAAGGUACAGUGGUGGGUGUUGUGGAUUCAAAGCAUCCAAGUGUCAUUAAAGCGGUGGGAGUAUGUAAUCUCAACCUUACCCAGUUUUCCAGUGUAGUUGGAAGAACAGGAACCGCUGUUGAAAUUUUGCAUCAUAUGAGUGACGAACUUGUGGCUCUCAACAAGUUGGUGGACAUAGCAGUACCGGACAAUGUGGAUAAUCCGUUGGAUAAAGUUGUCGAGCAAGACAACGGUAAUAAAGACGAAACUCUCGAAGGUAAUGAAGAGAACGUUGAAAACUCGGAUUUCUCAGAAACAGUCACAGAAGCUACCUCCGACUCUCAUGCCGAAGAAGAGCCCACUCAAGAGUCGGCUCUGGAGACAAAUAAAGACGACAUCGAAUUUGGAAUAUCCACAGAGGAUUUGGAUCAUUUGUUCAUUCGUGCGACCCUUCAAGCAAUUAAGGUUGAUAACAUUGACCUUCCAGUAUCAUCUUCCACCUUCAUGUCUUCACAUGUCUUAAAGAAUUUACCGGCUAUGGAUUCCUCCUAUUGCAAUGUGAAAAAGACAUCGUGGAAAAAGACUGCCAAAUUUCUCAAGUCUCUUGAAAAGUUGGGAUAUCUCACCACUAAAGGUAAAGGCGAUGAUGUCACUGUAACAAGUCUUAUUUCGAAAGAGAAUCCAACCAUACAAAACUUUGUUACUCACAAGACUGUGCAAUCAACUUCAAACCCCAGCAAGCCACCCACAAAGAAAAAGAAAGACCAUGAGCUCAAUGUGGUUUAUCUCUAUAAGCCAACAUCCAAAUUGCGCCCUAUAUUCAAUCGAAUUGAUAAGGAAUUUGAUAACUUCUACACUUCAGUUGAAGUUAGACGUGUUCUCGAUGACUACAUUAAGGCUGCAGAUUUAGUGGAUAAGAAGAAUCCCAAAGUUGUGCGCCUUGAUGAUGAAUUAUCUGCUGCAACUAGACUCAAAGAAAGUUGUCCACGAGACAAAUUAUACUCUUCGUUUUUAACCAGUUUCGCAGUUAACCAUUCAAUAGUUAAACCGGGUGAACCUAAAGGAGCGAUGUUCAAGGGCGAGCCACCAAAAAUCGCAAUCAUUACCGAAAUGAGACUUGGACGCAAAGUAGUCACAAGAGUUCAAAAUUUCGAGCAUUAUUUCAUUAAGCCUCAUGUUCUUGCAGAGGAACUUCGAACAAAAUGUUCAGGAUCGUCUACUAUUGGACAAAGUAUCCAGAACCCUAGCAUCACUGAGGUUACUGUGCAAGGACCACAUGCAAAACUUAUAACGGAUUUGCUCAAUAAAGAUAAAGGUAUACCAGUGAGUUUCAUUGAUGUGGAGGAUAAAACUAAGAAAAAAAAGAAGAAGUAG